Molecule: messenger RNA, 303 nt
Organism: Clonostachys rhizophaga
Lineage: Eukaryota; Fungi; Ascomycota; Sordariomycetes; Hypocreales; Bionectriaceae
Source: the annotation of a GenBank genome assembly
AUGAAGACCUUCGCCAUUCUUAGCAGCACUCUGAUGCUGGCCACCGCAGUUUCUUCCCAGACACUCUGCGCAAUCAACUGCUUCACAACCGUCUACAACCAGCACCCUCCCACUACCUGCACACUGCCUUCCAUGUAUGACUGCUUCUGUGCCUCCCCAGAGCUCCAGGGUUAUUUCAUCCAGUGCGCCCGAAGCACCUGUGGUAGCAACGCCGAUGCUGCCAUCCAGUUUGGCGUUGAUUUGUGCAAGGAUUACGGAUACACUGUCACCGUUCCUCCCGCUGCUGCUGCCACAGCCAACUAA